CAGCACUCCACCAAGAGGACGAUGGCCAAUGGCACCACUGUGCACCGCUCUCUCAGCGGCCCGCCGGUCUUUCCCCUGUCCGACCUACCCUCUACCCAGAAGACAUCCAUCCUCCGCGCCCUCUACGGUGCGGCGCGCAAGGCUGGGAAAUACGAAAAGCUGGCCCAUCUCCACCUCAUCGCUGCCACUGGGGAGAAACUCGCCGCUGUUUCAAAGCCGCAGGCCGCGAAGGGCGAGGAGGAGGGCGAGGGCAUCCGGCUGGUGGUUCAUGGGGAUGGGGCGACGGCCGAUUGGAAGGAGCUUACAGGGCGGCUGGUGCUGCCAGUCAAGCAGGUCAAGGAGAAGGGCAUUCGUGUGUCUGUGGAGGGAAUGAUGCCGGCAGGGGUGGAUGUGGCGGCAAUUUCGGCCAGUAGUGUCAUCCUUGGUCCGAUGCCUCAGGUGGAAGGAAAGGCAGGGCUGAGGUCAUGAUCAUACCUGCCUCACGUCUCUGUUUCUUGCAGCUGGUGCCCUCUCCCUCUGCCAGCUGUUCGUCUUCCGGUCAGCACAAGAUGGUCCACCGCAACGUCUCCUCGACCACCACACUGGCCGGCAAGGGCACCACAUACGAAGAGGUGAUACCACCGCCGCCUGUCGAGGAUGGAGACAGCACAGGCAGGCCAGUCGGCAUCGUCUGUGCGGAAGAGGCCAGACGGCAAGGGACUGAUCGCAAGCCAAAGACGGCGGCACAGGUGGCGAAGAAGCCCUCUGUCGGGGCAGCCACGAAUGCCCGUGGCAAGGGGGCGGGGAAGGUCGAUGGUGCAGUUGCGAAGCAACCAAAGGAAGCUGCCAAGGUGUGGUGUGUGUGUCAGUAUACUUACAGGCAGCACAGGCGUCUUUGUGUCCACGUGCUGUUGCAUGUUCCACUCAGGUGCCUCGUGGUGGUGCCCGCUACGACUCGCCCCCCCUCCACAAAGCCAAGGCCAGCGGCACCAGCAGCCACGGGACCACCCCUUCUCUCAAGGCUCCUCUCCUCCACCCCCGCCACCCACACAAGAGGGAGGACCCGCGGCCCAAUCUUACCCCACGGAUGAAGAGCAAACCAGUCACAGCUGCUGCAGCCAACGUGACGCCACCGCAUCGCACGACGACGUCGCCCUACGCCCACCAGCACACUCCUCUGAACACCAUCAGGCCGGGAGCUGGAGCCCCGAUGCACCCGUCUCGCACCACCCUGCCCGUGCGUUUUCCUUGCCCCGUGCCAGUGGACAAGGCCUUCCACCCGCCCUCGCCCUACCUCAUGGCCGCCGUGCUCUCCAGCGACCCGCUGUCUCCGCCCAGGCAGCAGCACAUGCAGCUCCACCUGAUGCCCCACAAUAUGUCGUCUCCCUCGCUCCACCAGACGCCCGAGCGCAAGACAGUGACGGGCACGCCAUGCCCUCCUGUCAACACACGCAACUUCCCGCCCAUCACAGCGUCCCAUGGCGUGCAGAUCGUCCCGCCACCUCCCCGGCCCCCGGGCGCCGGGCGGCCCGCUGGCGGUUUGCGAGGUGGGUCGGGUGGCGACGCCCGCUCCCGUGCCGUGGCGAUAUUGAUGGACAAGAUGGAUGGGCGGGUAGUAUCGACAUCUCUAUCGACAUAUAUGGCUAGGUUGCACUGCAGCAUGGCAUGCGUUGAGGUGCGAGCAAUGCAGGCAGCGUGGUUGUUGGGGUGAGUGGUUGGCUCAGCUGACCGGAUGUGAGUGAUACGGUAAUGCAAUAUCGGCGGCUGGCUGUGUGAUGGAUGGAUGGAUGGAUGCGAGGGACGAGC
Messenger RNA from Vitrella brassicaformis, 1785 nucleotides. Lineage: Eukaryota; Vitrellaceae. The record is from the annotation of a GenBank genome assembly.